Melanotaenia boesemani (Boeseman's rainbowfish) is the source of this 1014-nucleotide messenger RNA. RefSeq names its product pituitary tumor-transforming gene 1 protein-interacting protein. Gene Ontology annotation, biological process: protein import into nucleus. The transcript has 7 exons. NCBI's taxonomy places the organism in Eukaryota, Metazoa, Chordata, Actinopteri, Atheriniformes, Melanotaeniidae. Bases 142 to 690 code for a protein of 182 amino acids. Gene Ontology annotation, cellular component: cytoplasm; nucleus. The record is from RefSeq and is a predicted model, not a curated record.
GGAAGUGACAACACAGACGACUGGUUCUAGGCAAAACAGAAACAACAGGGACUCUCAGAGACAUCUUCAACGUCUAUUUGCGGAUUUUCUACGUUUUUAGUCGCAGUUCUGACCUCAGACUGCUCUCUUGUGCCUUUCGCGAUGUUUUCUUUUGCACUCGGAAGACAACCCGCGGCCACUUGGUUGGUUUUUGGUGGCUUCUUGCUGUAUUUUAGCUUCGUUAGCCUGGGGGAGUGCCAAACCAGCCCGCCUCCGCCGACCCCCUGCGCUUCAUUCAGGACGUGUGACAGCUGCGUUCCCCACGCCAAGUGUCUGUGGUGCCUCACCACCAACAACUGCACCGAGUACCCCGUGAGCUGGUUGCUGCCUCCGGCGUCCCUGUGCCAGCUGUCCCAGGCCCGCUGGGGAGUGUGUUGGUUGAACUUUGAAGCCUUGAUCAUCACCCUGGCUGUGGUGGGAGGAGUCAUCCUCAUCAGCAUCGCCGUCUGCUGCUGCUGCUGCUGCUGCUGCAAGAGGCGUCCGUCCAGGCCUGACAGAGACGAUGAGAGUUUUGCCAGGAGGAGAGAGGAGAUCAAACAGCGAGCUGAAGACCGGAAGGUGGAGAGGAAGGCGCGGCACGAUGAGAUCCGCCGGAAGUACGGUCUGAUCGGGGACGCCGACCACCCGUACAGCAAGUUUGAGAACGAGUAAAGAGGCUGCGCUGGAGGACCGGGAGCUUCAGGUGUUUCCUGGUUUCAGCCCCACCACAGAUGAUCAGAUGAUGCUGCAGAGUCCUCGCACACACACACACACACAACCUGACGUCUGAGUUCUUCUGAUGAUGGAAGCUUGUUUUUAAACUUUCUGCUCAUUUCUCUCUUCUGAAGUCGUUUGUCAUCUUUUUUUAGAUUUCCUGCUUUCAUCACAGCUGUUGCACUUUGUAGAUAAAGUUUUGAUUGAAUGACACAAUUUUAAUUGUAUCACUGUUUUGUUCCUUUACAUGAAUAAAACUUGUUUAAUAAAGAUUUAGUUUUA